AAGGGCGCACGAGCUCAACAGUUCAACUCUCGUCUGGCUGGGAGGAGGACUGACUUUCAAACGGUCCGAAGCUGAAGCGCGCUGAAGAUGUGAAGUGUGAGCACGGUUCGCUUGCUUACUCUAAAAUAAUUAGUCAUCCAGAACCCCGAUGACCAAAUACUCUUGCAAAAUCAAAUCCACUCUGCGGCAUCCGAUCUAGUAAUAGUUUAUGUGCGCGACAGCGAUUGUGAUCAUGAUGGAAGCAGUGCUGUCUACAUCCGGGCAACAAUGCCUUCACUCAAUUUAUUGUUACUUCGGUCUGAAACUGGUUAGUCUAAAAUAUUAAGCUGGAAGCAAGAUGUCUAACCAAGGAGUUCGGCGAAAUGGUCCGGUUAAACUGCGUUUAACAGUCCUCUGCGCCAAAAACCUGGUGAAGAAAGAUUUCUUUCGCCUCCCCGAUCCCUUUGCCAAAGUGGUGGUGGACGGCUCAGGACAAUGUCACUCCACAGACACCGUGAAGAACACCCUCGACCCCAAGUGGAACCAGCACUACGACCUAUAUAUUGGAAAGUCUGACUCCAUCACCAUCAGCGUGUGGAACCACAAGAAGAUCCAUAAGAAGCAGGGGGCUGGCUUCCUGGGCUGUGUACGCCUUCUAUCCAACGCCAUCAACCGCCUCAAAGACACCGGCUAUCAGAGAUUGGACAUGAACAAGCUGGGCCUCAAUGACAGUGACACAGUGAGGGGUCAGAUAGUGGUGAGCCUGCAGUCCAGAGACAGGAUAGGCACAGGAGGCCCAGUGGUGGACUGCAGCCGUCUGUUUGACAAUGACCUGCCAGACGGCUGGGAGGAGCGGAGGACUGCGUCUGGCCGAAUCCAGUACUUGAACCACAUCACACGCACCACACAGUGGGAGAGGCCUACCAGGCCUGCGUCGGAGUACUCCAGCCCAGGCCGGCCUCUCAGCUGCAUCGUGGAUGAGAACACACCCAUCCUGAGCACCAACGGGGCCACGCCCACCAUUCCGUGUGUCCCGUCCAGCGACCAGCGGGCCCAGGAGAGACGCGUCCGCUCCCAGAGACACAGGAACUACAUGAGCAGGACACACCUCCACACACCCCCAGACCUGCCCGAGGGAUACGAGCAGAGGACCACGCAGCAGGGCCAGGUCUACUUCCUCCACACCCAGACAGGAGUCAGCACAUGGCACGACCCUCGAGUGCCCAGAGACCUGAGUAAUGUAAACUGUGAGGAGCUGGGCCCACUGCCCCCUGGCUGGGAGAUCAGGAACACAGCCACCGGCCGGGUCUACUUUGUGGACCAUAACAACCGCACCACGCAGUUCACAGACCCGCGCCUCUCUGCCAACCUGCAUCUAGUCCUUAACCCAAGCCCCAAUGGUUCCCGCAGCGGCAUCGAAAUUCAGAACAGUCCGAUCAGCCGUCAGAUCCAGCUGAAGGAGCAGGCCCAGCAGGCACUGGUGUCUCCAGGUAAUCUGCCAGAGGAGGCCGAGUGCCUCACGGUGCCCAAGUACAAGAGGGACCUGGUGCAGAAGCUGAAGAUCCUCCGCCAGGAGCUGUCCCAGCAGCAGCCCCAGGCAGGCCACUGCCGCAUAGAGGUGUCCCGCGAGGAGAUCUUUGAGGAGUCUUACCGCCAGGUGAUGAAGAUGAGGCCGAAGGACCUGUGGAAGAGACUGAUGGUGAAGUUUAAAGGGGAGGAGGGGCUGGACUACGGAGGAGUGGCCAGGGAGUGGCUGUAUCUGCUGUCCCAUGAGAUGCUGAAUCCGUACUACGGCCUGUUCCAGUACUCCCGCGAUGACAUCUACACCCUGCAGAUUAACCCCGACUCAGCCGUCAACCCGGAGCACCUGUCCUACUUCCACUUUGUGGGUCGUAUUAUGGGCAUGGCGGUGUUCCACGGCCACUACAUAGACGGGGGCUUCACCCUGCCCUUCUACAAACAGCUGCUGGGGAAACCCAUCACCCUGGACGACAUGGAGUCAGUGGACCCAGACCUCCACAACAGCCUGGUCUGGAUCCUGGACAAUGACAUCACAGGCGUGUUGGACCACACCUUCUGUGUGGAGCACAAUGCCUACGGGGAGAUCAUCCAGCACGAACUCAAACCCAACGGCAAAAUCAUCCAGGUCACCCAGGACACCAAGAAGGAGUAUGUCAGGCUGUAUGUGAACUGGCGUUUCCUGCGAGGCAUCGAGGCUCAGUUCCUGGCCCUGCAGAAGGGCUUCAACGAGGUCAUCUCACAGCACCUCCUCAAGGCCUUCGACGAGAAAGAGCUGGAGCUCAUAGUGUGUGGACUGGGUAAGAUCGACAUCAACGACUGGAAGUCCAACACGCGGCUGAAGCACUGCACCCCUGACACCAACAUCGUCAAGUGGUUCUGGAAGGCCGUGGAGUCGUACGAUGAGGAGCGCCGGGCCAGGUUGCUGCAGUUUGUUACCGGCUCCUCCAGGGUCCCCCUGCAAGGCUUCAAAGCCCUCCAAGUUACAGGUGCUGCAGGCCCACGACUCUUCACCAUCCACCAGAUCGAUGCCAGCUCCAACAACCUGCCCAAAGCCCACACCUGCUUCAACCGGAUCGACAUUCCUCCCUACGAGAACUAUGACAAGCUGUAUGACAAGCUGCUCACUGCUAUCGAGGAGACGUGUGGCUUUGCUGUGGAGUGAGACGCUGCUGACGCAGGGGUCGGCAGGAACAGGGAGUGGAGGAACUCGACAUUGUCAGAUCCCACCAUCCAGUUCACCCAGGGGAAGGGGGCGUCUGUGGUCCAGUGGCCCAAGGACUCUCUCGCCCACAAUAGGGACAUGUGGCCAGGCCGAGUGGGGGAGGCAGAUGAGACCUGUGCGAGCAGUCUAGUCUGUCUAGGGGUUUCCCCCCACCCCCCUCUUUUAAAAAAUAGCAUUUUCAGCUGCUAAUAACUCAGACUAUUUACUAACUUGUGGAACUGCGAAAAUGGCUGGCUCUUCCUUUUUUUAAAUAAGUUUAGUUUUAGCAUUAUAAAAAUAGUCAGUAUUCCAUGUAGCUACUUACCAUCUUACCAAGCAGAACAUGAAGUCCACAACUAAACUAAACAUUGGCCACAUAAACAAGACUGGUAUCACUGGUUUGAUGGAGUACAUUGUUACCCACGGUUACCAACAACACUGAAUGUUGCUUGCAAUGUUUGGAGGCAGGGACAGAAGGGAGCAUGAAGGCUCCUUAGCACCCCCUGGUGACUGAAUCCUUUUCUACCACUGAGGACUCUUGGGGCAUCUAUCUUCACUCAGAGGCUGGACUUUGGAGCACAUGUUCAGAACUUGGCCUUAUGGAGAAAGACAUGCAGGGCCCCAUUGUCAACAACCCUGUCCAAAGAAAGCGGGCUGGUUUUCAGCGCUCCAUUCCCAGAAACCAGUGUCACACGUCUGACAUCUAAGCUUGUUUGGAAAUUUAAAUAAAUAGCUUGAAUGGUGUUAUUUUUAUAUAAUGGGAAAAUGAAAAAAGAAACACUAAAAUUAUAUAUAAUAUAUAUAAUUUAUUUCUGUUAUAUUUCAGAAAGCUUUUGCCAUUAUUCCAGUUUUUUUAUUUUUUAUUAAAAGUGUUACUAUUUAAGCUUGAAAGAAGUACACUUAGAUUGCUGUGGGGGAAAUCUUUACAUAGCCUCUUUCCUACACAGUAAGUAGAGAGGUGGUCUUAAGGGUGGGUUGUCUUUAAUACACACAGUCCUCUGAGUGCCAUAAUACUUUUGACUGAAUCUUUUCAACUAUUUAGAUAUUAACCUGACCCUUUAAAUUCCAGUGACAUCAUCCAGUAGGUACUUGUGCUGGGGUAUGUAUGAUGAGUUCCAUAGACCUUUCUCAUGAUUUCAUGAUUGUUUCUUCAUAGGGAUCUUCUGUCCCCACAAAAUAAUGGCUAAGAGUCCCUGCUACCCUGGUGCAUUUUGUUAUGUGAAGAUUACACACAUCCUUUGUAUGCGCUACUCUUGUCAUUCUGGCAAAUAACUACUACUACCUUCCAGUUAUGGUCUUCUGGUGCUAAAUAAGAUAUUGGCAACCAGUCUUAUACCUGGGGCUGAGAUGGGCGCAUAGCAAACUACAUACAAAAAGUUGCAAUGAAUUGAACAAACAUCACUCUGACCUCAAGCCACAUUCUCAGGAGAUGUCAUAUUAGUUGUUGUAUUAUUUGGGAGCUGACGUGGUCAGAUACAAAACCUUUUCCUCUGUAAUGGUUGAAUGUCUUAUACAGUACAUUAAGUUGAGUGGCUAUAAAGUCUACAUUUGUCAUAUGUAUUGUAACCCAACAGUAGACAUUGACAUGUGAUAGUUGGGUUUCUAUAUCUCCAUAUUGGCUAUAAAUGAAAUCUGAAUGAAUGAGAUGAACCUGCUAAUUCUACUCUCCUGAACCUAGCUCUACAAGUAUGGGUUUGGGGGAGAACAUAUUUAUUUUCUACUCAUUCAAACAAAUUGUUGAAUGUUUUCUUAUUUGUUUUAAUGGCUGCCUGUCUAGCGAUCUAUGACCAUGGACUGUUCUUAAAGUUAGCAUACAUUGACAAUUAAUUGCUCAUCUUUUUCUUUUAUAGAGGUCUAUGCAAAGUGACGUGUCCUCAGAUGGUGCUUUGUACUGUGAUAGGUUAUUGUUUAUUAAUGUGGAUCACACAACCUGUAAAUUAACUUAAGUUUAUUUUUAAAUUCACACAUACAGAACUAUUUACCGUAUGUACUAGGUGACUUCUAUCUAUUUACCAGAUAGGUCAUGGACUGAUUGAUUUUUAUAUCUAAACAUAAUAAUUUACUUUAAGUGGCACAAAAAGAUCCCUCGGCAGUCUGUUUCUUACACAAUCUCUCUGCAUUACUCCAUAGCUGCCUCCCUGAAGAAUUAAACUUUUUAUUAACAAGUCAAAUUUGAGAUGCAGCUUUUUGUUGCUUAAUUCUUUUGCAUGAUCCACAAGCAGGACUAUAUCUCUUAUAGUUGACUUAUGCAAUUAGAUGUACUUAACACUAUCAUUUUUGUAAGAGUAUUUUAUUUUUGUGUGUAAUUUAGGUCUAAUUAAACUUGCCUUUGUCAAAUAAUAUGAGGCACCUUGUA
Oncorhynchus kisutch (coho salmon) is the source of this 5057-nucleotide messenger RNA. RefSeq names its product E3 ubiquitin-protein ligase SMURF2. Gene Ontology annotation, biological process: negative regulation of BMP signaling pathway; protein ubiquitination; proteasome-mediated ubiquitin-dependent protein catabolic process. Gene Ontology annotation, cellular component: cytoplasm. The record is from RefSeq and is a predicted model, not a curated record. Bases 338 to 2662 code for a protein of 774 amino acids. Gene Ontology annotation, molecular function: ubiquitin protein ligase activity; SMAD binding. The transcript is spliced from 20 exons. Lineage: Eukaryota; Metazoa; Chordata; Actinopteri; Salmoniformes; Salmonidae.